Molecule: messenger RNA, 1557 nt
Organism: Penicillium taxi
Lineage: Eukaryota; Fungi; Ascomycota; Eurotiomycetes; Eurotiales; Aspergillaceae
Product: putative MFS sugar transporter
Exons: 2
Coding region: 1-1557 (518 amino acids)
Biological process (GO): carbohydrate transport; transmembrane transport
Cellular component (GO): membrane
Molecular function (GO): carbohydrate:proton symporter activity
Source: RefSeq, a predicted model, not a curated record
AUGGCACCUUUCCUCGGCCUGCGCGGCAAUAAGCUGCAAAUAGCCGCCAUUCUAGGUGUAUUAAUGCCUGGAAUUCUGUCUGUUGGCUACAAUGCUGCCCUGUUCGGCGGGAUGCUUACAAUGACUCCUUUCGAAGACGAAUUUCCCCAGAUCGACAUCGCCCAUUCUAGAAAUCCGUCCAAAGCAUCCACACUUCAGGGUGUUGUGGUGGCUGUGUACACAAUUGGCGGAUUUUUAGGAUCCUUGUCAUGUAUAUGGCUCGGUGAUAAGCUUGGUCGUCGACGAACUAUCAUGACAGGCUCUCUUGUGCAGAUUCUAGCAUCUGUUCUCUUAGCCAGUGCAACCACUCUUGUUCAACUUGUGGUGGGUCGAUUAUUUCUGGGCGUGGGGACUGGGUUUUUGCUUGCCACUAUUCCCCUCUGGCAGUCCGAAAUCUCCCCUGCUAAUAAGCGUGGUGCUCACGUUGUCACCAAGGGUGUGUUCAGUGGACUUGGAUGUGCCAUGUCACUCUUUCUAGACUAUGGAAUGUCUUUCGUCAAGGGUAGUGUGGCGUGGAGGCUUCCAUCUGCCUUGACAAUCUUGCUUUCGAUGACGGUUUUUGGGUUCAUCACUCUGCUUCCUGAAUCGCCUAGAUGGCUCAUUCGAAAGGAUAGAGUGGCUGAGGCUCGUUAUAUCUUGGCUGCUCUGGAAGACGCAGAUACUGGGGACGAGUCUAUCGAGAAAAAGAUAAACGAUGUACUGAACUCACUCCAGAUGGCCGGAGCCACAUCCUUCAAAAGCUUUUUCAGCAUGGGUCCUCAAAGAACAUUCCACCGAGCCAUGCUUGGGAUUGGUGCCAUGGCUUUCCUUCAAGCAUGCGGCGUCUCAGUGGUGACCUUCUAUAUAAGCGAAAUCUUCGAGGAAGAUCUACUCCUCGACCAAUCCACAUCCUUACUUCUCGCCGGAGUCUUCCAGCUAGUAGGUCCGAUUGGUGGCGUAGUAUGCGUGGCAAGCAUUGAAAGCUUCGGUCGACGAAAACUGCUGCUCGCGAGUACAAUCGGCAACGCAAUCUGCUUAGCCCUCGUCGCCAGUCUAGGCUCACAGACUAACAACACAAUGGCCAUGCACGGAGCGGUAGUCUUCAUAUUCCUCUUCCAUUUCUCCUAUAUCAUUGGGUUCGGCGGAAUUCCAUACCUUUAUGUAUCCGAGGUUGCACCCUUGCAUUUACGCACAAUCAUCAGCAGUAUUAGCAUCAGCGUGUCUUGGGCUCUGAGUAUCCUUGUCACCAGCAUUACUCCGAUUGCGCUGACCUACAUGCACCAAGGGUACUUUGUUAUCUUUGCCGCGUUAAAUGCGGUCAUGGUACCUCUGAUUUAUUAUCUCUUUCCUGAAACAUCUGGUCGCAGCCUUGAAGAGAUGGACAGAAUUUUUGCACUUUCGGAAGGCAUCUUUGAUGUUGUCAAGGUGGCUAAGCGCCUUCCAUAUGGGCAGCAGGUUGAUGGCCUGCCCGCUGAGAAAGAGUAUGAUAUGGAUUCAAAAGGUCCCGUUGUCAAGAGCGAGGAAAUUUGUUCAGUCUAA